AUGUCCGGUGGUAAAGGUGGUAAGGCUGGCUCUGCGGCUAAGGCUUCCCAAUCCAGAUCUGCUAAGGCUGGUCUAACGUUCCCAGUCGGUAGAGUACACAGGCUUCUAAGAAGAGGCAACUAUGCCCAGAGAGUUGGUUCUGGUGCUCCAGUCUACUUAACUGCCGUCUUGGAGUACUUGGCUGCCGAAAUUCUGGAAUUGGCCGGUAACGCUGCUAGAGACAACAAGAAGACCAGAAUUAUCCCACGUCACUUGCAGUUGGCCAUCAGAAACGAUGACGAACUUAACAAAUUAUUGGGCAAUGUGACUAUCGCUCAAGGUGGUGUCUUGCCAAACAUUCACCAAAAUUUGCUUCCAAAGAAAUCUGCCAAGCCAGAGAAGGCUUCGCAAGAGUUGUAA
Messenger RNA from Lachancea thermotolerans CBS 6340, 399 nucleotides. It is a transcript of the gene HTA2, whose product is annotated as histone H2A. Bases 1 to 399 code for a protein of 132 amino acids. Gene Ontology annotation, molecular function: structural constituent of chromatin; protein heterodimerization activity; DNA binding. Gene Ontology annotation, cellular component: nucleosome. The record is from RefSeq and is a predicted model, not a curated record. The transcript has a single exon. NCBI's taxonomy places the organism in Eukaryota, Fungi, Ascomycota, Saccharomycetes, Saccharomycetales, Saccharomycetaceae.